GGUGACCCCGCUCUCCUGAUCCUGGACCGACUCGGCCUCGCUCAACCCCUUGAAACAUGGCCUAGCAGGAUGACCCUUCCUCUCUUGGACAAGAUAAGCUUUCCGAGGAGUCAGCUGCCUUCACCACCAGCCGAAGAUGUCUUACGGGUCCAUCGAUGGCGGGGGAUUUGGAAGCAGGAACCCUUUUGUGGGCCCUUCGCGCCAGGGCUACCAGCCUUUAGCCACCCAGAUGGAUCCCUGUGAGCUCCAACAGCUGCUCCAGGAAACAUCGGCCAGCGUCUUUCGGAUCAACUCCAAUGUGAACUCCCUGGAGAAGAGUCUGCGGUUUCUGGGGACUCCAAGUGACACGCUGGAGCUCCGUGAUGGGCUGCACGCCACCCAGCAAGAGACCAAUAAAACCGUCACUUCCAGUACCAAAGCUAUCAAGCAGCUGUCUGAAAUUGUUAGAGGCUCAUCACGGCAAGAGCGACUUCAACUGGACCGUCUUAAGAACCAGUUGUCAGAUGCCAUCCAGCGAUACGGGGCCAUGCAAAAAAAAAUUGCAGAGAAGUCCAAGUCCCUGCUUCCUGUGGCUCCGCGAAGUGGAAAGCAGAGUCCCAGGACCCCAUUCUCCGACCUGGCGGACGAUGAGAAGAUCUUCAGUGGGGCGGACGGUCCGUGGCAGAGCCAGGCCCAGAGCCAGGACCAGGCCCUGCUGGCCGAGAUCACCGAGGCCGACCUGGACACCAUCCGCCAACGGGAGGAGGCUGUCCAGCAGAUAGAGAGCGACAUGCUGGAUGUGAACCAGAUCAUCAAGGACUUGGCCUCCAUGGUGUAUGAGCAAGGAGACACAAUUGAUAGUAUUGAAGGCAACCUUGAGACUGCAGCUUCUAAUGUAGAGUCAGCCAAUGAGCAAUUGGCUAAAGCCAGUCGGCACCAACAGCGGGCUAGGAAGAUGAAAUGCUGCCUCAUCUCGUCUGGGAUGACCGUUUUGCUCAUCAUCAUCAUCAUCAUCGCCAUCUUGGAGAGAAAGUGACCCCCCCCGAGCGCUGACCUCCAGGAUCUCCUGUGCACCUCUACAAAGCUAAAGAGACUUGAAGGAGCUCUGCUUUUGGCCACGUAUCAACGUCUGCUUUCUUGAAUCCAUCCCAGCUGAUGACUCUGCUGCCAAUAAAUGCUGGUGCCCUGUGAGA
Molecule: messenger RNA, 1172 nt
Organism: Tachyglossus aculeatus (Australian echidna)
Lineage: Eukaryota; Metazoa; Chordata; Mammalia; Monotremata; Tachyglossidae
Gene: TSNARE1
Product: t-SNARE domain containing 1
Exons: 12
Coding region: 137-1015 (292 amino acids)
Biological process (GO): intracellular protein transport; vesicle fusion; vesicle-mediated transport
Cellular component (GO): endomembrane system; SNARE complex; membrane
Molecular function (GO): SNAP receptor activity; SNARE binding
Source: RefSeq, a predicted model, not a curated record